CCUGUUGUUGAUUUGUUGUUGUUGUUUUUGUGUUUGUCGUUGUUGUUUAAUGUUUCCCCCUUAAAAAUGGCCACGAAAUUAAAUGUAAACAUUCGUACACUUUUGGCCAAUUGCGAGGAUUUGGCCAAGAAUGAGGAGAACUUUUGGCGCCUGCAGAAAUUCAUAAAAUCCCUAGAUACAAUGGUCACAGAACUUGCGGCAAUGAACGAUGACCAAAGUGCAUCAAAAAUCUCUAGCUAUACAGAACGUUUACAAGCCCUUAAACUGGCUACUGGCUAUGCGGACAAGACGACGAUAGCCACGUCCAAAGGAGCCGAGGAUGCAGGCGAAAAUGCCGUUAAGGAAAUGCGACAACUACAAAACACCAAGCAAUACAACGAUCUACGAAACGAUCUGCUACAGGACGGCGGUGCUGUCCGGCGGAGACGUGGACCUGAUGAGCAUGGCUCAUCAUCGAAUGGCUCUGCAUCCACCAGUGCUGCGGCUGCUGCUGCUAGCGCCGCUGGUGUCAGCGGUGACAAUAUGAACGAGGCUGUCAAGUAUUAUAACAAUGCCCAAACCAAGAUUACAGAGCAUAUGCUUUCGCUGACACGUAAUCUGAAAGAGCAAACAGAGGCUGCCAAUCGGAUAAUACGCAAGGACACAGAAGUUGUAUCGCGUUCCACAGGAAUGGCCGAUCGCAAUAUCAAUUCGUUGGGCAAAGAGGCUGAGAAAUUGGAGCAUCAUUCACGAAACGCCUACAAAUGUUCCCUUUGGCUUAUGAUUGUAUUUGUAAUAAUUACUUUUAUAGGCAUGGUUUUGUUUAUGAAGAUUAUGAAGAAAAAGAAAUAAAUACAUAGUUUUUACUUUGUGCCGCACUGAAAGAGAUAAAGAAACGGAGGGGCAGUGCUCUACGAUGGAAAAAGAGAUCAAAAGGUUAUCCAUUAAACAAUUUGAAAGACCGCUAAAA
Messenger RNA from Drosophila willistoni, 949 nucleotides. It is a transcript of the gene Use1, whose product is annotated as vesicle transport protein USE1. The transcript has 4 exons. Lineage: Eukaryota; Metazoa; Arthropoda; Insecta; Diptera; Drosophilidae. Gene Ontology annotation, cellular component: SNARE complex; endoplasmic reticulum. The record is from RefSeq and is a predicted model, not a curated record. The coding region runs from base 67 to 831 and encodes 254 amino acids. Gene Ontology annotation, molecular function: SNAP receptor activity. Gene Ontology annotation, biological process: retrograde vesicle-mediated transport, Golgi to endoplasmic reticulum.